Messenger RNA from Diorhabda sublineata, 2661 nucleotides. RefSeq lists its product as uncharacterized. The transcript is spliced from 4 exons. Lineage: Eukaryota; Metazoa; Arthropoda; Insecta; Coleoptera; Chrysomelidae. The record is from RefSeq and is a predicted model, not a curated record. The coding region runs from base 316 to 2511 and encodes 731 amino acids.
AGUACAUCUAACGCCGCGGCCUAUUAUCGAUCUUAGUAAUCGGUUAAAGAUUUAAAAUCCAAAUCGUUCAAUUUAUCCGACGAUGUUGUUGUUUACAGUUGAUUUUUUAACUAUUUAUAACGUGUUUGCAAAGGAAUGAUGGUUCGAAAGAAAACAUCGAAUAACCUAGUAUAUUCUAAAAAUAUCAAGCCAAUUGCGCCGAUGACUUAAUGAUUGCUCGUAGUGUUAGUGAACUGAAAUGACUUUUCAUUUUGUACGCCGAAUAUAAAUAAAAAAAGAACUUUGAUUAUGGAGAAAUUGAAGUAGAAUAUUAUUAUGUAUUCGACACCGGAUCUACCACAACAAUGGUCCGUUCAUGCAGAAUUCACAAUAAAUCAUCCAGGCGUCGGAAAUCCUCAAAAUCCUCCGAAAACUGGUGCAAUUCAAGAUGAAAACGGCGUUCGUAUGUUAUAUUCUUGGACUUCCUCGGAACCCGCAACCACAACCUCACCUCCAACACAAAGUGUUAAAUCGGACACCAGAAGUUCUAAAACAUUUGAAACUGAUAGGCUGUAUGGGUUCCAAAAAGGUCGUCUGUUUUUCACAUCGACACCUCCUCCAAAACCUAUGUGUAAUUUAAACAUACCAGGACAAGAUUCAGCUUAUGGCAGUGAUGUUUUCUCUCCCACAUCUUGUAUAAGUUCGAAUUAUCACAGAAAAUGUAGGAGUACUUGCAACAUCGUACUAUCUUCCAAUAAAGGGAAACAUAAAGGGACGCCUUCAGAAGUUUCUAGCGGACAUUCAGUUUGUGGUAGGACGCAGAGUUUGAGAUGUCAGACACCAUCUGUUUGUUGCGAAAGAGAAGGAGACGGUUUUUAUGGUUGCGGUGAUCCGUGGUGUCAUCAUUUACAUUACAGUGAUGAAUUUUCGUCCGUUCGAAGAGUAUCGCCAGUCAAGGAACUGUGUGAGAAUGUUGGGAAUACUGCCGCGCAAGAUCAAUGCGGAGAAGCUGGUUGUUCCUUAUGUUGCCGAGAAUCGGAAACCAACCGAUCUAUAAAAAGGGACGUCUCCGUCCAAACUUACGAAAUGGUUAACAAAUGCACUUCGCCUCUAUCGCAAAUCGUCGAUAUGGAUAUGAAAACGAGUAAAUUAAAAAGAGGAAAAACUAUCGGUUAUAAUCGUAGCAGACAAUCUUCUAGAGAUUCAUCGUCAACGGUUUCCCGGAAACGAAAUAUUUUAGAGCAAAAUUCUUCAAAAGAAAAGCCAUCUCUAAACCAUGCAACACCUUCAAGAAGUUACGAUAAAAAAGGUUCUGGUAGUGAUUCGAAAUCUGGAGAUUCAUCAAAAAAACCACGCACUAUACACAUAGAUGUUUAUUGUACAGGUACAGAAAUAGAAUCCGAUAGUAGUUCAUCUUCGACAUCAUCAAGAAGUAAAACUGUAUCAACACCACAGACAGUAUUUGAAUCUAAAAAUAUGUGUAUAACUCACAAAAAUGCCGACGACAAAAUCAUACCGUAUCGAUUAAGGAAAUCUAAUAGUGACGUUAGAAAAUCGGCGUAUCAGUUAACUAAAACAAACAGUACAUCCAUGGAGAAAGAAGACUCUGAUAUCGAAGAUACGUCAAGUACUGCUUAUCCAUCAAAAAUGAGUUCGUAUUCUACAAUAGGUCAUUCCUUAUCUAGUGUGUCUAGUUUUCCGAAUUCUAUCACUCCAUUUACCAUGUCCAGCUGUACAGUACCAGAUUAUGAAUCUUCCAUUGGAAACACUUCUUGGAAAGAUACGUUUUCAGAUUUAGAUAGUUUGUUACACAGCAGAAGUAGCAUUCCUCAAAAUGACAGUUUAUACUUUGUACCCCAGAGAAUCGAAGAAGAAAGUUGCAGUAAAGAAGAAUCCUCCAAAAUUUCUGGUGUAACUGAUAGUGUGAAUUUACAUUUAAGUGAUAGCUUCGAUUACGCCGAUUCGGAAGAUAAAUUAAGAAUAAAAAGAAUGGAAAGAAUGUGGAAGCAUAGAACACAACAAGGGAUCAACUCAGAAUCAAAAAAUAAACUUUUACAACAACAAGAAAAUUUACAGGAAAUUGUCAAUAAAAGAUUGAGUCGUAUGAAUAUAUCCAAAUCGAAAGAUUCCGAUUCCGAUGCAAGCGACAAAUCUGAAAAGGGAUGGACAAUUUUAAAAGAAACUGCUUCAUCAAAUCCUAAAGAAAACACCAGCCAAUCACCAUUACAUAAAUCUCCAAGUGCGGUAAUAAUACAAGAAAGACUUAGUUUAGAUCCCUCUUUGGGAUCGCCGUUUACGAUAUAUCCAGGACAAUAUACCGAACCCAGGUUCAUUGCCAAAAAGUUUGGGUCUGUUGUAACAGUGUUUAAAAAACCCGGCCACCACAUUGGGCCCGCAAAAAAUCCCAAUUGUUCGUGCGAACAUUGUCGAAGAUAUUUCGAAAACUCUAAUUUUAGAAAUAGAACAUGUUCAUUAGGUGAUACACCGAGUACUCCAUUUUUUAACUGGAAAGGAUUAAAGAAGAGCGAUUGAAUUUUUUAUUUUGCGUAUGUGUGAAAUGUGUGCUUUUUUACAUUUUUUUUUCUUUCAAAUACCUACUAUUAAUUAAGACUGUGAUGCAAACGACUGUAAUUAAGAUAUUGAUAAGGUAAGUGUAUAUUAAAAUAUAUUUCAGAAGCUUAA